This is a messenger RNA of Colletotrichum lupini, 1512 nucleotides long. RefSeq lists its product as uncharacterized. Lineage: Eukaryota; Fungi; Ascomycota; Sordariomycetes; Glomerellales; Glomerellaceae. The record is from RefSeq and is a predicted model, not a curated record. The transcript has 2 exons. Gene Ontology annotation, molecular function: oxidoreductase activity. Bases 1 to 1512 code for a protein of 503 amino acids.
AUGUCCACGCUUCGUAUUCGAAAAGAUCUUGCUACCCUCGAUCAGGAUGAGCUUGACACGCUCAUCAGGGCAUUCCAAUAUAUCAUCAGCCUGAAGCCAGACGACAAGGACGACAAGAACGCCAAGAACUCCUAUUUCACCAUUGCUGGGUAUCAUGGCCUUCCAGCACCAAUCUACUGUCAGCAUGGGAAUGUGUUGUUUCCUACAUGGCACCGUGCCUAUCUCUUGCGACUAGAGAAUGCUUUGCGGAGCGCCCCAGGAUGCAGCAAUCUUGCUCUGCCUUACUGGAACGAAUGGUCGAAUGAAUCAAUGGAGAAGGGGCUGCCCGAUCUUUUCACUCAGAAGGACUACAAAUUCAAAGAUGGAACGUCUAUUCCAAAUCCCCUGUUCUCCUACAAGUUACAGGAAGGCGUACAUGAUCUGGACGACCAAAAAAAAGACUUGCCCGAUGGCUACACAAAGCCUAAAGGGUAUGAAACAGUGAGAUACCCCUAUUCUGGACUCGUCAGCUCCGACUUCAACACUCAAACCUCGGAUCACAAUGCCCAAGUGAACAAGCUGCCGCCUGGAAAGCCUACUGAACUCUUGAACGGCAAUGUGACUCGCUGGCUCAAUCUCAAAAUCUUCAAGAACUACAAGGGCGAGGAGGUCAACGCGGGAAUUGCGCAAAAUUUCAAAGAAUGCCUCGAUGCCCCCAAUUACACUGUCUUCUCGAAUGCGAAUUCGGCCCAGGACUGGAACAAAACGAGGGUGCGGCGUGAUUUCGAUUCUGUGGUGGUCUCCCUUGAAGAGCCUCAUAACUCCAUGCAUUUAGCCAUUGGGGGUUUCGACGUGCCCAACAAGCCAGAGGACAAUGUCGACGUUUAUCCAUUCGCAAACGGCGAUAUGGGUGAGAAUGAUACGGCGGCAUUCGAUCCGGUUUUCUUCUUCCAUCAUUGUUACAUAGAUUAUAUGUUCUGGAAGUGGCAGAACUCUCACAACAAGUCCAGACAGCUGGAUAUCAUACCUGGCCUCGACGGCACAGAGGGACUGAGUCUCGACACUUCCCUGUAUCCAUUCACCCGAGAGGACAUUACCCCCGGAGAUACGCAGCCGAUGACUUCCAAUGACGUCACCGACACGGCCAAUCUUGGUUACGACUAUCCCAGACCCAAGGGUCAUUUCAUUCUUCCAGGUCCAGAAUUCAGAAAAGGACCUAAACUCACAGCAACUGGUAUCAACCGAGCUCGAAUCCGGGGUUCGUUCGUCAUCUCCACCUGGGCCAAGGGCAAGAAUGGCCAGCCAGACAAGCUCUUAGACACCAAGUCAGUGCUUAGUCGGUGGAACACCGGAAGUUGCGACAAUUGUCAGAACUAUCUAGACAUUGAAUCACACAGGAAGCUCUGGGGCUUUUCGAACGAUGAGGCGUUGGACACGGAUUUCUAUGCGCUGGUACAUACGAGAGACAACCCUGAAGGUAUCGAUACCAUCGAAGGCAACAAGAUCCAGGCCGAUAUUGGAACAGCACAGUGA